UUGCCAAUUAUACACCAUACCAAUAACCUAACAAGCCACAAUGUUCGUCUUCGUACUCCUAAUGCUACCGCUAUGCGGAAUGGCUCUUGUACAGGAGAGGUACGCCCGUGUCUCCGUCAUCCGACUGAAGAGGCAGACAGCAAGCUGCGAUCAGAUGUAUGGACCCGGUGCAGAGCCGUGCGGCGGUGAAGGAAGUAACUAUUGCUUCAACCCUACUGUUGGCCAAUCGUGCUGCGCAAUAGACAGGGGAUUUUGCGACACUGGAAAGUAUUGCGCGCCUGUUGCUGGCUUUUGUUGCCUCGAGGGGGAGGACUUGGCGACUUGCGCACAAAACGCCGGCUUUACUCUUCCCAGCAAUUCAACUACACCACCCACAACUGAUCGUGUACCGGCUGAUGUGACUUCAAUGGCUGGCCCUACGGUGACGGUAGUCCCCUUUCUUGAUGCAACAUCAACACCAAUGCCAACGCCAUCUUUGGAUGAUAUGCAAAACAGACCAACGCCAUCGUCAGAUAAUAUGCAAAAUAGCACAUGCUCAUUCACAAUACCCUCGCCCAAUUCGACGACAUCGAGACCCACCACCAUUUCGAACAUAAAUACGAAGACCAAUACGACCGUACCAUCUGUAGUAGAGGUGUCUUUCGGAAGGAAACGAGUUAACCCUGUAUCUAGGCGGAUGUUAAUUGUGGGAAUAGUCUGCAUUUUGACCAUGUUCGUCUGAGACGAUUCUGGGGUGUCGAUGAUCGUUGGCAGGAGUGAAUCCUGUCGUGACUGGAUGAAGGACCCGGGGUCAAAAGCAAAGCAAGCCCAUAUAUGGUUGAAGGGCUUGUACCGUUGUGUAGAUAACUGGGCACUAUUUGCUAAGAUCCGUCGAAGGACUACUUUUAAUACGCUGGGCAGCCUUCUUUGGCGCGCUGAAAGGCGCCGGAGAAGAACUCUUGCAUAGCAACAUAAUGAUAGAGAAUUCCACCAAGUACAGCAAGCU
Hypoxylon fragiforme is the source of this 985-nucleotide messenger RNA. RefSeq lists its product as uncharacterized. The transcript is spliced from 3 exons. Bases 41 to 721 code for a protein of 226 amino acids. NCBI's taxonomy places the organism in Eukaryota, Fungi, Ascomycota, Sordariomycetes, Xylariales, Hypoxylaceae. The record is from RefSeq and is a predicted model, not a curated record.